AUGGCUCUUCAUCAUCAAUGGUCUAUCAAGCAAUUAGACAUCUUUAAUGCAUUUCUUCACAGGAAAGUAGAAGAUGAGGUUUACAUGUUACAACCACUUGGUUUUAUUCAAUAUCCUAAUCAAGGAUUUACCAAUAGCCAGUCCGAUACUUCCCUCUUUGUUUAUCAUUCCUCUGCUGGCCUCAUGCUUCUUGUGGUGUAUGUUGAUGAUAUCUUGAUUACAGGAAGUAAUUCAUCUCCGAUUUCACAUUUGAUCACUCAGAUGCAUCAGGUUUUUUCCAUGAAGGAAUUGGGUUCUGUCUCAUAUUUUUGGGGCAUCUCUGUCGAAUGUCAAGGUGCUGAUUAUUUCCUUACUCAAGCUAAGUAUGCCACUAAAUUGUUACACAAAGCUGGCUUAGUUGAUUGUAAGCCUUGUUCCACUCCAUUGGCUCUCAAACCUCCUUCUACUUCUCAUGAUUCUCUUCCUUUUUCUAACCCCUCUUUAUACCAUAGUAUCAUUGGUGGUUUACAUUAUCUUACCCUUACUCAUCCAGAUCUUUCCUUAGCUGUUAAUCAGGCUUGCCAAUUUAUGCAUCUACCUACCAAUGGCCAUUUUCAGUUAGUUAAAAGGUCGUUACAUUAUAUCAAAGGUACUUUUCAUCAUGGCUUGCGAUUUACAUCUGGUCCUUUCUCUAUUCAUGCCUUUUUUGAUGCCAACUGGGCUGGUGACUGUCUUGAUCGGAAAUCAACCUCUGGUUAUUGUGUGUUUCUUGGUCCUAACUUGAUUUCUUGGUCUGCCAAGAAACAAGCUACUAUUUCUCGGUCCUCUACUGAGGCCGAGUAUUGA
Camellia sinensis is the source of this 825-nucleotide messenger RNA. NCBI's taxonomy places the organism in Eukaryota, Viridiplantae, Streptophyta, Magnoliopsida, Ericales, Theaceae. The record is from RefSeq and is a predicted model, not a curated record.